Molecule: messenger RNA, 1443 nt
Organism: Talaromyces marneffei
Lineage: Eukaryota; Fungi; Ascomycota; Eurotiomycetes; Eurotiales; Trichocomaceae
Exons: 2
Coding region: 1-1443 (480 amino acids)
Molecular function (GO): N-acetyltransferase activity
Source: RefSeq, a predicted model, not a curated record
AUGUCUAACUCGAUCGCCGAGUCACUGGAAAGGGUUAGAUCUCUAGGCCUGUUAGAAAGACAUUCAACUGCGCAACAUUCGCUUGGCUAUCAUAGCAAUAUAGCCGUGAGUGCCUUGUACGUUUACAAUUCGACUGUUCCAACACUCCAGGAGCCGGUAUUUUCUGCACUGGAAAACGUCAUACAAGAACAUGCUAUUUUAGGUGUCAUUCCUAUAGGUGAAGACACUCCAAAUCCUUACUUUGCGCGGUUGCCGCGAAUCGAUUUGCAAGAUGUGGUCACAUUUGUAGAGAGAAAGGAAGCAUGGAAUCCAAAUGCCGAAAUCGAUAGUGAACUCGAUGAGACCCUGGAGCGGGAGCAUAAUCGCGACUUUAAACAAAGAUAUGGAGAAUUGCCAUUCUGGAGGUUACUAAUUCUACAUGAAACUUCUGCGGUCAAUGCAGGCAAUCAAUCACGGUUCAUAGCAUGUUUUGUGGUUCAUCAUGCUAUAGGAGAUGGUCUAUCUGGCAUGGCUUUCCAUCGUUCCUUCUUCUCCGCACUAACAAGUCCGAGCGAGGUUCAGACCUCUACGACGGUUACUCCUCGUUUGGUGAUCCCGUCCCAAAAAGACCUCAUUCCUGGUCUCGAGGCUUUGCACCCAUUGCCAAUAUCUGUCUCCUUCAUACUUGGCACUGUCUGGAGAGAGCUUAUGCCCCGUUGGAGUGGUACCGUAUGGACAGCUGAAAACAUCACCGAGAAUCCUUAUAUGAGACGCUCCCGAUACAAAUCUUUCACCCUUUCAGCUUCAAGGACAGCAGAUAUAAUUAAGAUAUCUCGUGGCAAAAACACAACCGUUACUGGUGCUAUUGAAUCAAUCCUAGCUUACACGGUUUUCAACCAACUACCGAAAAAGUACACAAUACUCAAGGUGGCUGGUCCAAUUUCGCUUAGAUCCGUUCUGCCUAAAGAUCAAGUGGAUGAUAACUCCAUUGGAACUUGGUCAAAUAGCUAUGUACAAGAGCACAAUCGACCAAUCUCUGGCUCGAUAGAUGAAAAAUACUCAUAUAUCUGGAACGAGGCAAUCAAAGUCAGGGCAAUGAUCACAGGGGAGCUUGCCAAGGAAGGCAGAAACAUACGUACAGGCUUGCUCAAGCUUGUAGGUGAUUCUCAUAAGUUUUUCCAAAAGAACAUUGGGAAACCACGGGGAGAGAGUAUUGAGCUAUCGAACCUAGGAGUCUUCUCAACCGCAAAGACGGCGGAAUCAUCGAGCUGGAAGGUGAAGAAAGUUUUAUUCAGUCAAGCUGGAAAUGUGGUAGGGUCACCAUUGGAGGUAAUGAUGUCCACUGGCCCUGAUAGUCGUUUGAAUAUCGGAUUCUCGUGGCUGGAAGGUGUUGUUGAGGGAACGUGGGUUGAGUCGGUUAUGGAAGAAUUUAAACAGACAAUAGAGGAAUUAGUUAGUCCCUGA